Messenger RNA from Canariomyces notabilis, 2691 nucleotides. RefSeq names its product glycosyltransferase family 20 protein. The transcript is spliced from 3 exons. Gene Ontology annotation, molecular function: trehalose-phosphatase activity. Lineage: Eukaryota; Fungi; Ascomycota; Sordariomycetes; Sordariales; Chaetomiaceae. Gene Ontology annotation, cellular component: cytosol; alpha,alpha-trehalose-phosphate synthase complex (UDP-forming). The record is from RefSeq and is a predicted model, not a curated record. Gene Ontology annotation, biological process: trehalose biosynthetic process. Bases 1 to 2691 code for a protein of 896 amino acids.
AUGACGGUCUUCAUUGCGUCCCUCUUUCUUCCUAAAACCAUCCAUUUCACACUCCCGGGCACCCCUCCGCGGGGUGCUCCAUCCGAGAAGAAGCAGCCCGCGGGUGCCAGGCCGCCGCUGCCCGAUAAACAGCCAAGUUUGUUCGAGCCCAAAAACAUAACUCCCCCUCAGACUCCGACCGAAGACAAGAAGCGGGUUGAUCCGUUUACGAAUGAGGAUGGCAUACGGAUACAGCUGCCGCCGCUUGCAACUGCGGGCACUGACGGCUUCCGCGCGCCGACCGACCGAAGCUCUCCGACAUGGGGCGGCCGCCCUGAUCAACCAAUGUCAAGAGCGAACUCGCCUCCCCCGCCCUCCCUGACGGACAACGCACGGAAUCUCCAUCAGAAGGCAAAGGAAUUAGGGCGUCAGGGGAUUACGCAGCCAAGCAUUCUCGCUAGAAGCGAUAGCCAUGACCGCGUUUUUGCACAUGCGAACUGGAAGGUUGUCAACGCCGACCAGGGAAAUGGAGGCCUUCGCAAUGCCGCUGAAGCUGCAGCCAGAGAGGGCAAGCUGGGAGAAUACACGUGGGUCGGCACUCUCGGCAUGCCAACCGAUGCUUUGCAAGGCACCCAGCAGCUCCAGGAUAUUGAAGACAGGCUAGCCACGGAGCACGACAUGUUGACCGUUUUCUGCUCCGACAAGGACUUUGACGGCCACUAUUCGCACUUUUGCAAGCAGAUCCUCUGGCCAGUAUUUCAUUAUCAGAUCCCCGAUAACCCAAAGAGCAAGGCGUACGAAGACCACUCGUGGAAGUACUACGUGAAUGUCAACCAGGCAUUUGCUGAUAAGAUCGUGAAAAAUUGGAAGAGGGGCGAUGUCAUCUGGGUGCAUGACUACCACCUGCUGCUCGUGCCUGGCAUGGUACGCAAGAAGCUUCCCGACGCCAAGAUCGGCUUCUUUCUCCAUGUCGCCUUCCCUUCGUCAGAGGUGUUCAGGUGCCUGGCCGUGCGGAAGCAGCUCCUGGAGGGUAUGCUUGGCGCGAACUUGAUUGGCUUCCAGAUCCACGAAUACACCAGGCAUUUCCUUCAGACGUGCAGUCGAAUUCUAAGCGCCGAAGCCACCCCCGACGGUCUGCAACUGGAGGAUCGUUUCGUCGACGUGGUCAAUCUGCCUAUCGGUAUCGACCCUGUGAGCUUGAGCCAACACCGUGAAGAGGACGAGGUGAAAAGAUGGUUGAACAUCAUGCGCGAGCGAUACGCCGGCAAGAAGCUCAUUGUCGCCCGGGACAAACUUGAUCAUGUGCGCGGCGUCAGACAGAAACUCCUCUCUUACGAGCUCUUCCUGAACAAGAACCCCCAAUGGCGAGACAACAUCGUCUUGAUCCAGGUUGCGCUGUCGACGAGCGAAAAGAGUGAGCUAGAUGCCACAGUCUCGGAUAUCGUCACUCGCGUCAACUCAUCCUGGGCGAACCUUGCCUACCAGCCCGUUGUCUAUCUUAAGCAGGAUAUCGACUAUGCCCAGUAUCUAGCUCUGCUGAGCAUUGCAGAUGCCUUGAUGAUCACGAGCCAACGCGAGGGCAUGAACCUGACAUCACAUGAGUACCUGUAUUGCCAGGACGGCAAGAUCAGCGAGAAAAAGCACGGCUCUCUCAUUUUAAGCGAGUUUACGGGCACUUCAUCUCUCUUUGGAGGGAACGAGCUUUCAGUCAAUCCUUGGGACUACAGGGCUUGUGCCGAUGCCAUCAAGAAAGCCCUCGAGAUGAGCGACGAGGAAAAGGAGCAGAGAUGGACAAGACUGUACGAGGCUGUCAACCACCACACCGGCUCGCACUGGUUCACAGAAUUCAUGUCCCGCCUGGAUCGUGUCUACGAAGAACAGCAUCGCCGCGAUCAGACUUCUGUCCCACGGCUCUCGAUGAGUACCCUCAUCCAGCAGUACAAGAGGUCUGAAAGGAGACUCUUCAUUCUCGAUUUCGAAGGCACGUUGGUCAGUUGGGGGCCGGUCAACCAGAUCAUUCCAGUUAGCCCACAGCGUACCCUCGAUAUCUUGAACGAUCUGCUUAUUGACGAUCGGAACACGAUUUACGUCAUGUCUGGUCGUCGGCCUGAAGAGCUUGACCGUUUAUUCCGCCGUGUGCCCAACCUUGGCCUCAUUGCCGAGAACGGUUGCUUCCUCAAGGACUGCGGGAGCGAGGAUUGGACGGAGAUGGCCGACUCAGAGCAGAUCCGCUCAUGGAAGGAGUCGGUGAAGAAUAUCCUGACCUACUACUUGGAGCGCACGCCAGGCGCCGAGAUUGAAGACCGCCGAUGCUCCCUUAUCUUCCACUACAAGUCGGCCGAGGACUACGAAGCAGCCAUGCGACAGGCGACAGACUGUGCCAGCCAUAUCAACGAUGCAUGCGAGGAGCAACGUGUUCAUGCUAUUCCCCUGGACGGUUGUGUGCUUGUCGAGCCGCUAGAUUGGACCAAGAGCACCGCGGCGCAGAGAGUUUUUGCCAAUCUCCGAGAGCAUAUGGAGCCGGACGAGCAGCACAAGUCUCCGGUCGACUUUCUCAUGGUGGUGGGUGACGGUCGUGAGGAUGAGAAGGUCUUCAAGUGGGCAAACACGCUGGGCGAAGAGAAAGUGGUCAAGGAAGUGGUCACGGUGAGCUUGGGAACGAGGAAUACGGAGGCGACAGCAACCCUGACACAGGGUGUGAGCGGUUCGUAA